AGGCGCGGGGCGCGGGGACAGUGGCGGACGGCGCCGCGGCAUGCGGCUUCUCGCUCUGCCCACCGUGGGCUGAGGCGGCCGCAGCGCGGGCGGGAGGCGCGGCGGCCGGCGAGCCGAGGGCGCUGCCAGCCAGACAGACCGCGGACAGCGGUCGGGGCGCCGCGCCAUGGGCCGAGCCGGAGGCGGGGGCCCGGGCCGGGGAGCGCCGCCGCUGCUGCUGCUGCUGGGGGCCGCGCUGGUCCUCGCCGCCGGGGCCGCGCCGGCGCGCGAGGCGGGCAGUGCCGUCGAGGCGCAGGAGCAGGUGAAGAGCGCCCGAACGUGGGAGCCGCGUGCCAACAGCACGCGGGAGAAGGCCGGCCUGCCCGCAGCUGGGAAAGAUGAGACCUCGUGGACCGCGCCCGCCGGCGAGCAGGCCUCGGUGGGCCAAGGGGUCGGGGCGGAAGAGACGCUGGAGGCAUCUGCGGCGGUGACAGACACCGCCUGGCUGGAGGCUGACAGCCCAGGCCUGGGAGGAGUGACCGCAGAGGCAGGCAGCGGGGACACGCAGACCCUUCCAUCCACUCUCCCGGCUCCUGAUGAGGUCCUCGGGCAAUCACUGAUGCCUCCCACUGCCCCUGAGGCGACAGAGGCUAGAGGACCACUCUCCCCCACCCCUGGUGACAAGCUGAGCCCAGGCUCUGACAUCCCCAAGGAGAGCCCCUUGGAGGUUUGGCUGAACCUGGGCGCAAGCACACCUGACCCCCAUGGGCCAGAGCCCACACACCCCUUUCAGGGCACACUGGAGCCCCAGCCGGCUUCAGAUGUAAUUGACAUCGACUACUUCGAAGGAUUGGAUAGUGAGGGCCGUGGUGCUGACCUGGGGAGUUUCCCAGGGUCACCAGGAACCUCAGAGCACCAUCCUGAUACUGAGGGAGAGACCCCUUCCUGGAGCCUGCUGGACUUAUACGAUGACUUCACCCCCUUUGAUGAAUCUGAUUUCUACCCCACCACAUCUUUCUAUGAUGACCUGGAGGAAGACGAGGAGGAGGAGGACGACAAGGAUGCAGUGGGCGGGGGAGACCUGGAAGAUGAAAGUGACCUACUGGUGCCCACCGAGCGGCCUGGUCUGGGGCCCGGCACGGGCCAGCCCACCAGUCGGUGGCACGCUGUCCCUCCACAGCACACUCUGGGGAUGGUCCCCGGCAGCAGCAUCGCCCUCAGGCCCCGCCCAGGAGAGCCAGGCCAGGAUCUGGUCCCCGGCGGGAACGGCACUGAGUGCCGCAGCGGCUUUGUGCGGCACAACGGCUCCUGCCGGUCAGUGUGCGACCUCUUCCCGAGUUACUGUCACAACGGCGGCCAGUGCUACCUGGUGGAGAACAUAGGGGCCUUCUGCAGGUGCAACACUCAGGACUACAUCUGGCACAAGGGGAUGCGCUGUGAGUCCAUCAUCACCGACUUCCAGGUGAUGUGUGUGGCUGUCGGCUCGGCUGCCCUCGUACUGCUCCUGCUCUUCAUGAUGACCGUGUUCUUUGCCAAGAAACUCUAUCUGCUCAAGACGGAGAAUACCAAGCUGCGGAGGACCAACAAAUUCCGGACCCCAUCUGAGCUCCACAACGAUAACUUCUCCCUCUCCACCAUUGCUGAGGGCUCUCAUCCAAAUGAUGAUCCUAGUGCUCCCCACAAAAUCCAGGAAGUUCUCAAGUCCUGCCUGAAAGAGGAGGAGUCAUUUAACAUCCAGAACUCCAUGUCUCCCAAACUUGAGGGUGGCAAAGGUGACCAGGCUGACUUGGAUGUGAACUGUCUUCAGAAUAACUUGACCUAAAGCAGAGCAAGAAGAGAGGAAGUGGGGGGCGGGGGGUAGGGGAAGAAACAUUAUCUCCUCUUGUACAGUCUAUUUCUUGUAACCAUUUGUUAAACUCUUCUUUUUCUGAUCUCAUGGCAUGCUUUGGUGUAUUUUGUACAGGAGGGGAAAAACACAAAAUAAGCAAAGAACCUGAACAGGAUUGCAUACAUUGGAUUGUUUUGUCUGUGCUGUCUGUACAUUGCUUCUGCGGCUGUGAUUUCUAAACCUAUGCUGUUAUUCAACUGACUUUUUUUUUGUACUUUGACCCACCUUUUUUUGAAAUACCAGUAAAAAACAAAGUUCUUGAAAUAAAACUUUUUAAAAAGCUAUCUAUUUUCCUAUGUCACUGUGUCUACUCCUUAC
Molecule: messenger RNA, 2185 nt
Organism: Talpa occidentalis (Iberian mole)
Lineage: Eukaryota; Metazoa; Chordata; Mammalia; Eulipotyphla; Talpidae
Gene: CSPG5
Product: chondroitin sulfate proteoglycan 5
Exons: 5
Coding region: 167-1801 (544 amino acids)
Biological process (GO): nervous system development
Source: RefSeq, a predicted model, not a curated record